Mesitornis unicolor (brown roatelo) is the source of this 346-nucleotide messenger RNA. RefSeq names its product CMRF35-like molecule 5. Gene Ontology annotation, molecular function: signaling receptor activity. The annotation marks the transcript as partial. The record is from RefSeq and is a predicted model, not a curated record. Lineage: Eukaryota; Metazoa; Chordata; Aves; Mesitornithiformes; Mesitornithidae. Gene Ontology annotation, cellular component: cell surface. The transcript has a single exon.
AGUGACCACAUUUGCUGUUUUGCAGAGCUGCACAAGUGGGAGUUGGACAGCCUCUCUGUGUCCUGCCCGUACAGAAACCUGGAUUUACGCUCAGACACAAAAGUCUGGUGUCGAAGAGGAAAUCAGAGUGGGUGUAACAUCGUGGCGAGAACAGAUUUCUAUUCAACACCAAGUAACAGCAAAGCCCUGGCAGACAGAACCUCGAUCCAGGAUGACACCCAGGAAAAGACUGUCACCAUCACCAUUCAGAAGCUGCAGGCCCAGGACACUGGUGUGUACUGGUGUGCGCUCUACAGAAGUUAUCGUCCCACCCGGCUCAUGGAGGUCAGGCUCUCUGUGUCCAAGA